CCCACACCGCCAUGAAGGAUCUGUUCACCUCCCAGAAGCAAGCCUGCUGGCAGGAGCACAUCCGCAAGGAGACUGCGGCUCGGGUGGCCUGGAACCUCAAGCACGGCCACAAGCACCCAGAGGGAGCCUUGCCCAGGAAGCGGCCUCAGAAGGCCCCCUUCCGGUCGGUCCUGGAAGCGGGGCCAUCGCAGGCCACCAGCGCCCCUGACAGCAAGGAGGUACCUGCUGGAUGGCCAGAGACCAGGGGGCUCCAGGGUCAGCUGUCCAGGGGAGUGGGUGUCCAGGGCCCUGCGCCCAAGGUAGACAGAGGCUGGCAGGCCCAAAAACCAACUCGGGGGCCUGCAGAUCAGACCAAACCCGUGGGCUCAGGGAUGAGGCAGGUCCCCCCCAGCACCCUGCAGCUGCUCUUCCAAGGCGUCUCCCACGACGGCCAAGGCCGGGCCUCGUACCUCCGGGAGCGGUAUCAGCAGAAGCCCGAGGAGAAGUUUCUGUACCCGAUAGUGUCAUCCUGGGAGUACGGCUGGCACAUGGGGGAAGCCAUGAAGGACACCAAGCCGCCAACUUAUGCCAGGUUCCAGCCUAUCACAAAGAGCUUUUACAUCAAAAGUAACAUCUUCCAUGUCUCACGGCGAACAGACCAGCUGAUGUGAAUGAGCUGGGGGUUCAGAAGCUGCUCCUUCCUUUUCCGAUGGUCCACGUGGACCCUGCAGGGCAGAGACGCUGCCAGCACCACCCACCCCCUCUCUGUUCUGUCCGAGCAGGGGAGGGGCACGGGUCUACUCUAAGGUGGGAUUCAGGGGGCCCCACCUGCUGCCACCUGUCUGCCCUCAGAGACCCUAGCUAUUUGCAGAGCUCCCCACCCCUGCCAUCACCAUUGCCAGCCAAGCCACUCCUGGGAGGCAAACAAUGGAACCUCUAAGUGUUUCAGCAGCAGACCUGGGGCAGGGGAGGGGGCUCUUUCAGUUCUCAAGGUGCUAAGUGGAGCCGGGUAUGGGGGGCACCUCCCUGGCCUUACUCUACAUUCUGUUGAAGGGACCCGGAGCAGAACUGCUGAGUCCCAGGGGAGCCCACAGUUUAGGGAGGAAGUCGUUUCCCUGUUUACCUUCUGCACACACCGCCCUCCCCCCACCCCACCCCGAGAACCUGUAAGGAUCAGGGUUGCCUCACUGCUAUAACAAACGGCCCUGAAUCCCAGU
Molecule: messenger RNA, 1196 nt
Organism: Odocoileus virginianus texanus
Lineage: Eukaryota; Metazoa; Chordata; Mammalia; Artiodactyla; Cervidae
Product: protein SPMIP1
Source: RefSeq, a predicted model, not a curated record